AGGCUGCACAAUGGCCACAGAGGUCCACAUGCCAGGCCCCAUGUGCCUCAUUGAGAAUGUGAAAGGUCAACUGAGAGCCAACCAGGAGGCUCUGGGGAUCCUGGAGGACAUCACACAGCCUGUGGUAGUGGUGGCCAUCGUGGGUCUCUACCGCACAGGCAAAUCCUACCUGAUGAACAAGCUGGCUGGGAAGCAAACAGGCUUCUCUCUGGGUUCCACAGUGCAGUCUCACACCAAAGGGAUCUGGAUGUGGUGUGUCCCUCAUCCCCAGAAGCCAGGCCACACCCUAGUUCUGCUUGACACUGAGGGCCUGGGAGAUGUAGAAAAAGGUGACAAUCAGAAUGACUGCUGGAUCUUUGCCCUGGCUAUACUUCUAAGCAGCACCUUUGUGUACAACAGCAUGGGACCCAUCAACCAACCGGCCAUUGACCAGCUCCACUAUGUGACAGAACUGACAGACAGAAUCAGAUCAAGAUCUUCACGUGACCAGGAUGAGGUGGAGGACUCAGAUGAGUUUGUGAGAUUCUUCCCAGACUUUGUGUGGGCUCUGAGGGACUUCUCUCUAGAGCUGAAAUUAAAUGGGGAACCCAUAUCUGCAGAUGAAUACCUAGAGAAUUCCCUGAAGCUUAAACAGGGUAUUGGUCAAAGAGAUAAAGUAAAAGAACUAAAUCUGCCUCAGCUCUGUAUCCAUAAGUUCUUCCCAAAGAAGAAAUGUUUUGUCUUUGAGCGGCCAGUGCAUGGGAAAAAGGUUGCUCAGAUAGAAUCAUUGCAGGAUCAAGACCUGGAUUCUGACUUCGUGGAACAAGUGGCAGAGUUCUGUUCCUAUGUGUUCAGCUGCUCCAAGGUUAAAACACUUUCAGGAGGCAUCAAGGUCAACGGAGCACGACUAAAGAGUUUGGUGGUAACCCAUGUGAACACCAUCUGCAGUGGGAGCCUGCCCUGCAUAGAGAAUGCCGUCCUGGCUUUGUCCCAGACAGAGAAUGCAGCUGCAGUGCAAAAGGCCAUUGCCCACUAUGACCAACAGAUGAGCCAGAAGUUGCAGCUGCCCACAGAGACCCUCCAGGAGCUGAUGAAUCUGCACAGGGCCAGUGAGAAAGAAGCCAUCAAGAUCUUCAUGGAUAAUUCCUUCAAAGACGUUAAUCAAGUGUUCAUGACACAAUUAGUGACAGAGUUAGAAACAAAGCAAGAGGAAUUCCUUAAGAAGAAUGAGCAGGCAUCCUCGGAUCGCUGUUUAGCUCUGCUUCAGGAUAUUUUCAGUCCACUAGAAGAAGAUGUGAAGCAGGGGAUUUAUCACAAACCAGGGGGAUACCAUCUUUUUAUCCAGAAGACACAGGAGCUGAAGAAAAAAUACUAUGAAGAACCCAGGAAGGGGGUUCAGGCUGAAGAAGUUCUUCAGAGAUUUUUGCAGUCCAAGGAUGAUGUGACUGAUGCAAUUCUACAGACAGACCAGGAGCUGACAGAAAAGCAAAAGGAGAUUGAAGUGGAGCAUAUGAAAGCUGAAGCUGAGGAGGCUACAGCAAAAAUACGGGAAGAAAUGCAACAGAAGAUUGAAAAGUUGCUGAAACAGAAAGAGAAGAGCCACAAGAAGCACAUGAAACAGUUGACUGAGAUGAUGGAGAAGGGACAGGGCCGGAUGAGAGAAAUGCAACAGAGGAAUGAACAGUUGCUGCAAGAGAAAGAGAAGUGUCACGAGGAGCACAUGAAACAGUUGACUGAGAAGAUGGAGAAGGCACAGUACAGGAUGAGUAAAAUGGAAGAGAAGAUUGAGCAGUUACUGCAACAGACAAAGAGUUAUGAGGAACUCAGGAAACAGUUGACUGAGAAGACGGAGGAAGCACGGGUCCAGAUGAGAGAAAUGCAGGAGAAGUUCAAAAAGUUGCUGCAACAGAAAGAUAACAAUCAUGCGAAGCUCAUGAAAGAGUUAACUGAGAAUCUGCUGAAUGCACAGAAAGUCUAUAAGAAAGUUUGUCAGAUACGUGAACAACUACAGCAGGAGAAAAUAAAACUUCAAGAACAAGUAAGACAUUUGGAGAAAAGUCAAUGUGUCAUAAGCUGAAGGCCUGAAGAGCAGUGCCAUCCCGCCAUUUGGAGCAGAGCUGAAUAGGGUAUAGAAUUUGGAAUCAGGGACUCUAGUUGAAAAAAAAUGCAAAGAUAUUCAGUGUGAUCUUUGAAAUCAUAUUUGUCUUCAUAUAAGAUAUCAAGAGCACUACUCAGAAGGAAAUCCCUUUUCCAGAUGAUCUCAAGGAUACAAAUGGACAUUUGUCACAUUCAAAAAUGUUGGUGCAAAACUAGGAACCAAGUUGUUCAUGACUGUGAUGGGUCAGAAAUAGCAAACCUCAUUUCCUGAAAUGUAAAGUUAUCCAUUACAUCAAAAGUGCUCAACCUUUCAGCAGUGGCAACUUACUCUAUUAUAAAUCAAGAAACCUGCAUUAAGAUCUAGAUACCCAUAUACAAUAGCUACAGAAAAAUAGAAGAAGCCAUUAGCACAACAAGAAGCUGAAUCACAGGUCUAUGGACCAAAGAAGGGAAUGUUUUACGUCAUGUAGAUUGACAUUAUAAUGGGACAUUUCUAAGUUUUAACUGUUGACACUGAUGACAUACUAAAACGUUGUACUAAGCAUAAUGUAGAAAAGUAAUUUUAAAGAUGGACUUGAAAUGAUGGUGGGUAAUCUACAGCUAUCAAAGGUAUUUUAAUGAUUCAUCUGCAACCAUAAACUUAAACACUCUUUUUCUGUUGAUUUUUACCCAAGAAGAAUAAAGAUUAUUUUGCCAUA
Cricetulus griseus (Chinese hamster) is the source of this 2774-nucleotide messenger RNA. NCBI's taxonomy places the organism in Eukaryota, Metazoa, Chordata, Mammalia, Rodentia, Cricetidae. The record is from RefSeq and is a predicted model, not a curated record.